AUGACUAAUAGUAAAGGAAGAUCUCUUAUUAAUAAAUCAAGUGGUGGUCGAAGCAGUGGAGGAGGCUUUGUGGACUGGACUUUAAGUUUAAAUACAAUUCAGUCUGAUAAGUUUUUAAACUUACUGCUGAGUAUGGUUCCAGUAAUAUACCAGAAAAACCAGGAAGACAGGCACAAAAAAGGAAAUAACAUUUGGCAAGAUGGGUUAUCAACUGCAGCACAGACUUUUAGUAAUAGAUCUGAACAGCACAUGGAAUAUCACAGUUUCUCGGAGCAGUCUUUUCAUGGCAACAGUGGGCACACGCCAUCAAGCUGUAGCCAAAAGUAUGAUGACUAUGCCAACUACAAUUACUGUGAUGGAAGGGAGGCUUCAGAAACUACAGCCAUGUUGCAAGAUGAUGAUGUAUCUAGUGAUGGUGAUGAAGAUGUCAUUGUGGAGACAAGCCAGAAAUUACCAAAGGAAUCCAGUGGUGUCAUGGCACUGCAGAUACUUGUGCCAUUUUUGUUAGCUGGCUUUGGAACAGUCUCAGCUGGCAUGGUUUUGGAUAUAGUCCAGCACUGGGAGGUGUUCAAAAAAGUAACAGAAGUUUUCAUUUUAGUUCCUGCACUUCUUGGUCUUAAAGGGAACUUGGAAAUGACAUUGGCAUCCAGAUUAUCCACUGCAGUAAACAUUGGGAAGAUGGAUUCACCCAUUGAAAAGUGGAACCUAAUAAUUGGCAACUUGGCUUUAAAACAGGUUCAAGCAACAGUAGUUGGCUUCCUAGCAGCUGUGGCAGCAAUUAUAUUGGGCUGGAUUCCAGAGGGAAAAUACUAUCUUGAUCAUUCCAUACUUUUGUGCUCUAGCAGUGUAGCAACUGCCUUCAUUGCAUCGCUCCUACAGGGAAUAAUAAUGGUUGGGGUUAUCGUUGGCUCAAAGAAGACCGGUAUAAACCCUGAUAAUGUUGCUACACCCAUUGCUGCUAGUUUUGGUGACCUUAUAACUCUUGCCAUAUUAGCUUGGAUAAGUCAGGGUUUGUACUCCUGUCUUGAGACAUACUACUACAUUCCUCCGUUAGUUGGUGUUGUUUUCUUGGCUCUAACUCCUAUCUGGAUUAUAAUAGCUGCCAAACAUCCAGCCACAAGGACAGUUCUCCACUCAGGCUGGGAGCCUGUCAUAACUGCUAUGGUUAUAAGUAGCAUUGGGGGCCUUAUUCUGGACACAACUGUAUCUGAUCCAAACUUGGUUGGGAUUGUUGUUUACACACCAGUUAUUAAUGGUAUUGGUGGUAAUUUGGUGGCCAUUCAGGCCAGUAGGAUUUCUACCUACCUUCAUUUACACAGCAUUCCAGGAGAAUUGCCUGAUGAACCCAAAGGUUGUUACUACCCUUUUAGAACUUUUUUUGGUCCAGGAGUAAAUAAUAAGUCUGCUCAAGUUCUACUGCUUUUAGUGAUACCUGGACAUUUAAUUUUCCUCUACACUAUUCAUUUGAUGAAAAGUGGUCACACUUCUUUAACUGUGAUCUUUGUAGUAGUAUACUUAUUUGCUGCUGUGUUACAGGUGUUUACCUUGCUAUGGAUCGCUGACUGGAUGGUGCAUCAUUUCUGGAGGAAAGGAAAGGACCCGGAUAGCUUCUCCAUCCCCUAUCUGACGGCACUGGGUGAUCUGCUCGGGACAGCCUUGUUGGCCUUAAGUUUUCAUUUUCUCUGGCUUAUUGGAGAUCGAGAUGGAGAUGUUGGGGACUAA
Molecule: messenger RNA, 1722 nt
Organism: Budorcas taxicolor (takin)
Lineage: Eukaryota; Metazoa; Chordata; Mammalia; Artiodactyla; Bovidae
Gene: SLC41A2
Product: solute carrier family 41 member 2
Exons: 10
Coding region: 1-1722 (573 amino acids)
Biological process (GO): monoatomic cation transport
Cellular component (GO): plasma membrane
Molecular function (GO): monoatomic cation transmembrane transporter activity
Source: RefSeq, a predicted model, not a curated record